GGGCCACUCGGCGUCGCUUCGGGCGCAUCUUUGAAUCGCAAGCAUGGCGGCCUCGUUUGGGCUCUAUUUCGGCAAUACCAACCUUUGCCUGGCGAUUCACAAGGAUGGCAACACGGACGCUGUCACCAAUGACUCUGGUGAUCGAGUCACCCCUGCAGUUAUUGCAUUCUCAAAUGGAGAGAAGUCAGUGGGACUGGCCGCCAAAAGCGAGAUGGUUCGCAACCCAGGUGGCACCAUCUGCAACCUUAAAGGCCUGCUAGCUGCCACCUCACCCGAAGAGGUGGAACGGAUUGCAAGCGACAGCCUGUGCAAGAUAGUGGCGGAGGGAGACGAGGUGCACUAUGAGGUGUCCUCCGCAGACGACGAUCGUAGGACUCGGCAUUCACGCAACGAUGUCCUGCUCUACCUCUUUCGCAAGAUGCAUGAGGUCGCUGAAAGCCAAGGCAGCGACGAGUACCCUGCUGUAGUGACAGUGCCACCAGAGUUUGGCGAGGAGCAGAGGCAACUGGUCGCGUGUGCUGCCACCAAGGCAGGCUUCCAGGUGUUGCGGGUAGUGAACGAGCCUACCGCAGCAGCCUUGGCCUAUCACAUGGGCACGGCCCCAUCGCCAGAUGUCUGCCGUUACCUGUUGUACCGCCUGGGUGGUCGUACGGCGAGUGCGAGCGUGGUUGCAGUGUGCAACGGUGCCUACCGCAUCGUGGCCCAUGCCUCCGCGCAACCUGCUCUGGGAGGCCGAGACUUCACCGCUGCGGUCGUCGACCACUGUGCCCAGGAAUUCAAGCGCCAGAGCCGCGGGGCCGACCUGCGUGAGAGCCGGCGAGCACUGGCACGGCUGUGGAAUGCCGCCGAGACGGCCAAACACGUGCUGGCGACGCUGGAGACAGCCCAGUGCUUUGCCGAGUCCGUCUACGAGGGAAUGGAUAUCAACCUCAACAUCAGCAGGGCCCGGUUCGAGUCCCUGCUGGGCUCCUUACUGAACCGAUGUGCAGAGCUCAUCGACGAGGUCCUGCGACAGGCCGGCCUUGACGCUUCCGACAUCCACAAGGUGGUGCUCUGUGGCGGCUCGACAAAGGUGCGCCGGCUGCGCAGCCUCCUGGCGUCACGCUUUCCCACGUCACAGCUCCUGGACACCCACAGCCCCGACGAAGUGAUCGCCCUGGGUGCAGCUAUGCAGGCAGCUCUCCUGUCCUCUCGGGGCGAGUUAGUCCGGGACGUUCCCCAUCACGUGCAAGUUCCAGCCCUUGCCCGCAGUGUCUGCGUCAAGACUGGUGCAGAAGGGUCAAUGACCGAGGUGCUAGGACGAGGAACGCCAGUACCUGCACGGUGGCAGCAAGCGGUGUCUCGGGCGGAAGGCGAGAGCAGUGUCAUGCUUGAGGUGUAUGAAGGCGGUGGCGACGGCCAAGAUGCCACUCUUCUAGCUCGGGUCUGCAUGGAUGGAUUGGAGGAGGAGUCUAAACUUGUUGCUAGCGUGAGCAUCCGCAGCGAUGGGUCAGUCCACAUUUCAUGCACGGACAAGCACAAUGGCCGCACUGAGUCUGUCACGCUGGAUCCAACAACCACGACUGCCACAGCAGAUGCUUCCGGAAGCUGACGAUGCGGCUUUUUUAACUUAGGUUUCUUGCUUAAGCAGCCCUGCUCGGCUGUGAUAGUCACUGAACGUGUUUUUCGCCGGCCUCCCUGCCUGUGAAUAUUUUUUUCCUCACCAGUCAGCGGCACGGGUGUCGGUGCCCUUUGUGAUGCGGGAAACUUGACGACAGAAGCAACGGCGCGCGCCCUGGGAGAAGUGUUUUUUGUAAGUUAGUCUCCAAGUCGUGAUGUGUUUUGUAAGGUAUGCAGUGUGAGAGUACUCAUGCUGCUUGUUGGCUGGCAGUUGUGUUUGUUUUGUUUGUUCGAUUUUUUUUUUUCUGUGUAAAUACAGUUAUGCGUUAGGCAGGGCUCUGUGAAAAGCAGAAUAUGCUGCCAUGCGCCAAAAGCUUUUAAAGGCACGAGCAUUUAGGACCAGAGCAUAUAAUUUACAAAAUUACGUUGUGUGGUCCAAGGCCACUAGCCUUUUUUGUUCUAAGCUUCAGACUGGUGAGAGGUGAAAGACCAGGUUAUGCUGAUGAUGACUACUGCUAGCAUUGAAAGCGUUGCAGAAGAUCCUCCCCAGUUUGUUGCUCUCGCUCAUGGGCUCGGUCCGAGUCUCGCAUAUCGUCUCAAGCACACAUUAAACAAUGUGACGCAAAUUCAAGUUUCUUGUUACCUUGCGCUGUUUACGCACAGAACAAGGCUCAACUCUUGUCUUAUGUCAUUUUAUAAAAAUUUGUUUUGAACCAA
Molecule: messenger RNA, 2316 nt
Organism: Dermacentor andersoni
Lineage: Eukaryota; Metazoa; Arthropoda; Arachnida; Ixodida; Ixodidae
Product: heat shock 70 kDa protein 14-like
Molecular function (GO): ATP binding; ATP-dependent protein folding chaperone
Source: RefSeq, a predicted model, not a curated record